AUGAGUAGUGAAGUUGAUAAGAAAAUUCGUAAGAAACAAACUCUAAUGUUUGAACCAAAAGAGAGUAUCAAUAAAAGAGUUCGGGCAUGUAUUUCAUUGUCAGAAAAAUAUAUGUCGUCUGAUGAUUUUGAUAGUUUCAUAAAACAAAAUCGCGAAACGUUUACGACAUUAGUUAUUGAAUUAUUUCAAAACAUUUCGUCACACCUCAAAAAAGGAAAAAUUUCAGUUAGUUAUAAAGAUGCUACAGUUCAUUUAAAAGUUAUAAAAAUUAUGUACCGAUAUUAUUCUUUAGAUGAACUUAAGAAUUUUGAGUUGUAUCAAAAGGUUUUUGACAAUUAUCUGAAGAUUGAAUCACAUCAAGAAUUACGUGAGGCUUGUUUUAAAACCUUACUUGAUAUAACACUUCAUUAUGGAGUUGAAUCAACACUAACAUCAAUGUUCAUUAAAAGUAUCAAUAUUGGUCAAUUGUAUGAUAAUGAAAAUGAUUUUCCAGUGAAUAAAUUAGAUUAUGGAGAAAAUUGUUAUUGCACAAGUCAUGAGCAAAUAAAUCAGAAGGAGAUGACAAAGAAAUUUAUUAAAAUUUUUAUCGAUCUAAUUAAAACACCUGAAACAUUUGAUAAACUCUAUUUAUUAUUAGAAGCGUUAUUAUCAUUUAUUUAUCCUCAUUUUGCUGACCAAGCAAAUUAUAAGUAUAAACAGGAACAUCAAAUAAAUUUUGAUGGUCAUUCAAGUGAAGUAGAAUUAUUUGUAUUAGAAGAAUUCAAAGGAUUAUACACUUCACAUGUAGUUGAUAGAUUAAAGAAAAGACCUUCUUUUAUUCUUUUUAUUAAAUAUUAUUUUAUUCAUGUCUUACAAUUAGAAGUUAAUGAAACAUCAUCACAAGUUAUUUUAUCAGUAAUCAAGUAUUUUUCUAAUCUUAUUCUUCUUAGUCCAUUAGUUUUAGAAAAAGAAGAACAAGUUUUAUCACUUCAAAACCAUAUUAUUUCUUCUCUUUCAGUAAUAUUUGAUAAACCAUUCAGUUCUUCUAAAAUAGAACUUUGUAUACCUUUAGCUAAACAAAUUAAACAAGAGAUUUUAAUAAUUGCUAAAAGUUCUUUGAGUGAUGAAUUAAAGAAAACAAUGAAAGAGAUGGUAUUACGUUGUAUUGAUUAUCUUAUAAAACAAGAAAAAACUCCAAUUGUUUCUUCAUAUAUUGAUUUAUUAAUUAUUCUUUUUGUACAAUGGAAAUUUGGUUCUGACCAAUGGAAAUUAUUAAAAGAUGAUUUAUCUAAGUAUUAUUAUAAUGAAAAUGUUAUGGAACAAAUUGGUAUUAAAAUCAAACACAUUGUCCGUAUUAUAUUAAAACAUUUUUAUUCUCCUUUAUUACUUGAAAAUAUUGAUAAUGUAAUUAUUGGCUCAAAGAAAGUUGAACAUUCUACUCAUCUUGAAACAAUAGAAAGUAUAUUUGUUGCACCUUCUUUUGAUGAGUCAUUUCUAGAAUACAUUCCUGAAACAGAUGGAGACAGAGCACUUGAAUUAUGGUAUAACUUUUAUUAUUUAUUUGAAGGAAUUUUUAAUCAUUCUCUAAAUGAAAGUUAUGAACAUGGGCUAUCAUUGUUAUAUGAAAUAGCUAUAAUUUUUAUUCAUUCUGAAACUAAACUAUUUCAAUUCGGAAUACAACCAAAUGAAAAAAGAUUAAAAUUAGUUGAUAUUUUUGGUCAAAUAUUUUUUGAUUCAUUUGAACGCCAAAAUCAAACUCCAAAAACUACAGAGUUAUUAUACAGAUUUAUAUGUAAAUUAAUUAAUCGUCCAUAUGUGCGGUUUAAUAAUGAAAUAUAUAAUUUAUUUUAUGAAACAAUUAUUAAAGGAUUUGAAAUAAUUCCAAUUAUAUUAAUGGAAGAAUUAUAUGAUAUUGUUUAUAAUCAAAUUCCUGGAUAUCCACUUUUGAUUCCUUACUUUAUUCAACACUUAAAAUCUCUUAAUUCCAAUUUAUUAUCACCAACAUUAAAUGCAAAUAGAAAUUAUCAAAUUGUCCUUCUUUUAAGUUCUCUUAUAAGUGUUAAUGAAAAUUAUCCUUCUAUUGUUCAAGAUUUGUCAAGUACUAAUAAAUUAACUUUUAAAUUUGAUUUAAAAGAAGAGUUAUCAGAGUGUUUUAAAUCAUUAUUAGAAGUAUUUAAAUCUAUUUCAUGUCAAACUUCUUUAAUAUAUUCUAUUGGUGCACAUAUACUAUUUUCAAGAAAAAUCAACCCUGAUUUUAAUAUUGAGAAAUUAUUAUUAAUGAUUAUUGAAAAAAUUGAAGUUGAAAAUGAAAAUAUUUAUAGACCUGCUUGUGAGGUUAUAAGUGAAUUAGCUUCAUUUACUAAAUACUUUACUAUUAAUGAUAUCCAAUUUAUGAUUAAAAGACUAAUCAAAACUAUAACAAAUCCACAAGUAAAAACAGAGGCUAUUGGUUGUGUUUUCACAACGUUAACAGAAUGGGUAUUUUCACCAUCUUUCAUUUUUUUCAAAGCAUUAUCACCUGAAGUUACAGUUGAUUUAUUAAAUGCAAUUUCAUUUGCAAUGACUUUGAAACAAGAAAAAAAACCUAUUGAUCCAUUAAAUUCAUAUAGAGCAUCAGCACCUGAGUGUGCUGAAAUUUUCAUCCAAACUCUUUUAAAUGCAUUUGCAUUUGUUCCAAGUGAGAAAGGAAAUGACAAGUAUUUAUCUUCACAAAUAGAAGGAGAAAGUGCGACCACAUGGUGGGCUUAUGGAAAUAAUUUAUUAUCAAUUGAAGAAAAAAAAGAUGAAAAUUUCUGUAGAAUGAUUAUAAGAAAUGCAGUUGGUAAGAGUUCGUGGAAUGUUCAAUCAAUUUCUGUUUUAGAUGAUAUUGGGAUACCAAAUGACACAUCUAUAAGAAAACUUAGUGUAAAAGAUAUUAUUACAACUGCACCGAAAGAAAAAAUAGAAGAAAAAACAAUUGAUCCUCAUGAAAAUAAAUUACGUUCUCUUAUCAAUCAAGUUUUAGACCAAGAACCUGAUUUCUUAGAAUGGGAAUUACCAGAUGGUAUAAAUAAAGAAGAAUAUUAUAACGAAUUAGAAUCAUUAAAAGAUACUUUUGAAAAUAUACAACAACAAAUUAAAGGGUUUAAUGAAAAUAAAAUAGAAGAAGAAACAAAUAGAAUAAUAACUUUAGAACGACAUGAAAUAGAUUCUACUAAAUUACUAAUACAAAUGUUAUUAUGUUCAACACAAAGUAUUGAUGUUAUUGGAAAAAGUAAUACUAUGUUAAUUCCAAUUACACCAACUGACAAAUUUAAAACAUUACUUGAAGGAUUAGAUAAAUCAUGUGUUCGUAGUUUCCAUAAAAUAGGACUUAUUUAUGUUAAAAAUGGACAACAUGAUCAAUGCACUAUUCUUAAAAACCAAGAAGGAUCCUCAGCAUAUAAAGAAUUUGUUGAAGGAUUAGGAUGGACUAUUGAUAUGGAAACACAUUCUGGAUUUGUUGGUGGACUAGAUAAAACAUAUUUAUCAACAGGAAAGAAUAUUAGAUAUUUUUCUGAUGCAACAAAAGAAGUUAUUUUUCAUGACAUUACUUUAAUGCCAACAGUUCCUAAUGAUGAUCAACAAAUAAUUAAGAAACGACAUGUUGGAAAUGAUUAUGUUCAUAUUAUUUGGAAUGAAGCAGAUGCAUAUAAUCCUAAUACUAUUUCAUCUCAAUUUAAUGCAGCACAUAUUGUUAUUAAACCAAUUGGAAAUGGUUUACAUAAAAUUCGAAUUUGGAGAAAACAAAGUAUUAGACAAUUUGGUCCAUUAAUAGAUGGGAUGAUUAUUGGAAAAGAGAUUCUUCCUAAUUUAGUAAGAGAAACAGCUAUUAAUGCUAGUUAUUGUUGUAGCUUAAAUAUAUCACCAGAUGAUUAUUUAAAACCAUAUUUAAGAAGAACAACACUCAUUAAAGAUAUUAUAGACAAAAAUAAGGGUUCUUCAAAAACUAACUUUUACUCUACACUUUCUAUCAUAACAAAUCCACAAACUGUUACCGAAUUAACUAACAAAAAAUAA
Molecule: messenger RNA, 4017 nt
Organism: Entamoeba dispar SAW760
Lineage: Eukaryota; Evosea; Mastigamoebida; Endamoebidae
Product: tuberin, putative
Exons: 2
Coding region: 1-4017 (1338 amino acids)
Biological process (GO): positive regulation of GTPase activity; regulation of small GTPase mediated signal transduction
Cellular component (GO): cytoplasm; nucleus
Molecular function (GO): GTPase activator activity
Source: RefSeq, a predicted model, not a curated record